This is a messenger RNA of Nasonia vitripennis (jewel wasp), 1497 nucleotides long. Its product is annotated as integrin alpha-PS3. Lineage: Eukaryota; Metazoa; Arthropoda; Insecta; Hymenoptera; Pteromalidae. The transcript has 2 exons. Gene Ontology annotation, molecular function: integrin binding. The record is from RefSeq and is a predicted model, not a curated record. Gene Ontology annotation, cellular component: integrin complex; external side of plasma membrane. Gene Ontology annotation, biological process: cell-matrix adhesion; cell adhesion mediated by integrin; cell-cell adhesion. The coding region runs from base 190 to 801 and encodes 203 amino acids.
GCGAUAAAAGUCGUGAUCGGACGGAGAAGCUUUAAUUAACGUACACAUGCACGUGUUGAGAGGGAAGUGUCUAUCAGUGAUUAAAUUCGCGGCCGAGCUGUGGUCGAGUGUAUAGUCGAGUGAACUAGUGUGCUUUUAUUUCUCUAAAAUAGCCGCACGCUGUAAUAUCGUGCCCAAAUUUGUCGGACAAUGUUGUUUCUAUUAGCGCUGCUGUCCACGUUGCAUCUGCAUCAUCAUCAGGCUCUGGGUUACAACGUCGACGAUAAGCAUCCAAAGAUAUUCAGCAGCGAAGCGGCGGCAGGCGAAAGCUACUUCGGCUAUUCGGUAGCGCUUUACGCCGGCGGCGAAGACUCGGUGCUGCUCGUCGGGGCACCUAGAGCCAAUUCGAGCUUUUUUCCCGGCGUCUUCGAGCCCGGAGCCGUGUACCGCUGCUCACCGGCUAACGGCUCCUGCAGCGAGUGGCUCAUAGACGUCAGUGGUGAACGUCAGGUCAAGGAUGGAAGCUGGUUGGGUGCCAGCAUGGACCUUCGUGUGCCGCGGGAGGACGAGUCGACGGAAGCGAGAGUCGCGAUCUGUGCGCCACGCUGGAAGAAAGAGACCUUAUACGCGCCGAAAAGGUCCUACAUGAACGGGAUGUGCUUCUCGAGCACAAUGUUCGUUGAAGAAAUAUUUUUAGCUUAUUUCAAAGAAUUGGCAAUGACACUUUCUCCUCCGAUACUAUGGAACCGUUAUUCAAUGUUGAAGACUACCGUGAAAACUUUUGAUCAUAUUUUUGCAAAUUUAAAAAUAAUUCAUUUUUAAAUUUGCAAAAAUAUUUUAGAUUAGUAUAAUUACACUCGUAUAUAGCGACAAUGUGUGAUUUAACGAACUUUUUGUAUGAAUAAGCUUUCACAUGAGCGUGGCCUAUUUCGCAUUAUGAAAUAAAUUUAAUUUGUAUAAUAUACUAAUUUAGUAUAAUGUCGAGCUCCGCGACACUUGUUAUGAAAAAUAGUAUACGCAACUCGUGCGAGGGAAACACGACUUACGCACUCGUGGUAGUUCAGCGAACUAAAUCGUGUUCCCCUCGCACGAGUUGCGUAAUGUACUAUUCUCCGCACUAAACAAUUUUGAAAAACAUUCCUGCCGUAAAAAUAUAUUUUAUAAACAAAUGUAACAAUUUAUUGUUUUGUAAAUUAAAAUAAAACACAGUAAAAAGGUUAAUCAUAUUUGAAACUGUCGCCUUUAUGUACACACUUAUGGCUGACGCAUGCGUAUAGUAUCGAUGCGGAACUUACCGCUAGCGACCGCUAGGUGGCUGACGAGAACCCCAAAGUGAAAUUGCGUUCUGAAAGUGUUAUAAGCGAACAAAAUGCGGAAGAAAACAAUUUGGUAUCGCUUCUCCGCCUAUUGGCUAAAAUCAUAGUGUAGUAAACUUUAACAAACAAUAACAUCGGCACACAAAAUAAAAAAAGUUGUCUACGCGAGAAAUCAGACCUAUCUAUCUUUAUGUUUUUCGGG